Messenger RNA from Hibiscus syriacus, 1230 nucleotides. Its product is annotated as oxygen-evolving enhancer protein 1, chloroplastic-like. Lineage: Eukaryota; Viridiplantae; Streptophyta; Magnoliopsida; Malvales; Malvaceae. Gene Ontology annotation, cellular component: photosystem II oxygen evolving complex. Gene Ontology annotation, molecular function: oxygen evolving activity. The transcript is spliced from 2 exons. Gene Ontology annotation, biological process: photosystem II stabilization; photosystem II assembly. Bases 94 to 1095 code for a protein of 333 amino acids. The record is from RefSeq and is a predicted model, not a curated record.
UAUCCCCUUGUUUUACAUCAAAAUAAUUCCCACAAAUAUAAGUUUUUCUUCAACACAAAAUACAGAAAUUUUGUAAAAAAAAAAACCUGAACCAUGACAGCCUCACUACAAGCAGCAGCAACCCUGAUGCAACCGGCCAAGGUUGGUGUGCCAUCUAGGACUGGCGUACCGCCGCUCAGGUCCUCUCCGAGCGUUUCUAAGGCCUUUGGUUUGCAGCCUGUGGGUGCUAGGAUGAGUUGCUCUUUGAAAACUGAGUUUAAAGACUUGGCUCAAAAGUGUGUUGAUGCUACCAAGAUUGCUGGUUUUGCUCUUGCUACUUCUGCUCUUGUUGUGUCGGGAGCAAGUGCUGAAGGAGUUCCAAAGAGGCUAACCUAUGAUGAAAUCCAGAGCAAAACGUAUAUGGAAGUAAAGGGAACUGGAACUGCUAACCAGUGCCCCACCAUCGACGGUGGUGUCGACUCAUUUGUCUUCAAACCAGGCAAAUACUACGCCAAGAAAUUAUGCUUAGAACCCACUUCUUUCACCGUCAAAGCGGAGGGCGUUAGCAAGAAUGCUCCCCCGGAGUUCCAAAACACCAAGCUCAUGACCCGUUUAACCUACACCCUCGACGAAAUCGAGGGUCCUUUCGAAGUGUCCCCUGACGGAACUGUCAAAUUCGAGGAGAAAGAUGGGAUCGAUUACGCUGCUGUCACGGUCCAGCUCCCUGGUGGCGAGCGUGUGCCGUUCCUUUUCACUAUCAAGCAACUGGUUGCAUCAGGCAAACCCGAGAGCUUCAGUGGAGACUUCCUUGUACCCUCCUACCGUGGUUCAUCUUUCUUGGACCCAAAAGGCAGGGGUGGUUCCACCGGUUACGACAACGCCGUCGCCUUGCCUGCUGGUGGAAGAGGAGAUGAAGAAGAAUUGGCCAAGGAGAACAACAAGAGUGUUGCUUCUUCAUCGGGGAAAAUCACUUUGAGUGUUACGAAAAGCAAGCCCGAGACUGGUGAAGUGAUCGGUGUGUUUGAGAGCCUUCAGCCAUCGGACACCGACUUGGGUGCCAAGACUCCGAAGGAUGUGAAGAUCACCGGUAUCUGGUAUGCUCAGCUCGACUCAUAGAGUGGUUAUCAAAUCUUUGUAUAAUUUGAGUUAUGAUGUUUGCUACAAUUUCAUGUAAUCCGGUGAGAAGCACACUGAGCUUAUUAUCUUUUGUAUAUUGGCUUCUUCUAAUGACGUUUUUAUUAUGUUCAACAU